CACUCUGCAGCCCAGGAAAAGUAGCCAACAGACCUGUCACUCUCUCACGCAGACAUGGCUCCCUGCUUAACUUCCUCUUUCCACCAUCUGAAGUUCGCAGAAAAAGACAUUAAUAUAAGGAAACCCAUCGUGGAGAAGAUGCGUCGAGAUCGCAUUAACGGCUGCAUAGAGCAGCUCAAGCUCAUCCUGGAGAAGGAGUUCCACAAAGAGGACCCCAAUACCAAGCUGGAGAAAGCCGACAUCCUGGAGAUGACCGUGAGAUUCCUGAGGCAGCAGCAGCAGCCGCAGCCGGCUCCAUCUCAGAGGGACUACAGCGAGGGUUACUCACAGUGCUGGAGGGAGUCUCUGCAGUUCCUCUCUGGAAGCCCCAAGAGAGACACCACCACCACCUCCGAUGGACCUCUUCAGGGGCUCCAACAGCAGCUCUCCUCCCAGGCCCAGAUAUCCUGCAGCAGCCCGAUGGGCUGCUCCACUUCCCCAGUCUCCUCCAUCUUCCGUGCCACCGCCAAGCUCCAGGACAAAGGAGUUCAAGGUCCAGUCUGGAGGCCCUGGUAGAGAGAGUUACUGGAAUCACUGUAAAACCUGAGGGAAACACUGGACUUUAUGUCACUCACUAUGUAGGAAAUAUGCAUUUCCAACCUCCUCCACCGUUGUGGGUUUACUGAGCUCUUAUUGUCUCAUCACAUUGAUGGCCAUAUAUGUGUGGCACAUUUGAUUUCUGGCAUAUUUGAAGUGAGGGUUGUCAUUUUUUUGUGAAGAUUGUUAUUUCUCCUACUUGUUUUGUCACAUGAGUUUUUUUGUUUGAAUUGAAGAA
Messenger RNA from Oncorhynchus gorbuscha (pink salmon), 814 nucleotides. RefSeq names its product transcription factor HES-5-like. Gene Ontology annotation, biological process: regulation of transcription by RNA polymerase II; regulation of neurogenesis; anterior/posterior pattern specification. NCBI's taxonomy places the organism in Eukaryota, Metazoa, Chordata, Actinopteri, Salmoniformes, Salmonidae. The transcript has 2 exons. Bases 55 to 555 code for a protein of 166 amino acids. The record is from RefSeq and is a predicted model, not a curated record. Gene Ontology annotation, molecular function: RNA polymerase II cis-regulatory region sequence-specific DNA binding; protein dimerization activity; DNA-binding transcription factor activity, RNA polymerase II-specific. Gene Ontology annotation, cellular component: nucleus.